GUCGCUGUGCGUAAUCACAAUGCAUCUACUGCUAGCUGCUAGCCGCUAGCCAGCGGAGCUGAUGCAGUAAGGGAGAGUUGAUGCUGUUGGGUUCCUACGCCGCCGAGUUUGCCAUUAGCAGAAUAAUAAAGGUUUUAUAGUUAUAAAGUAAAACGGCUGCGGCUAGUGAGAAAAGUCGCAGGAGUCGGUAUAGCUAGCAGUUUUCGUAUUGUCACUGGCUGACCGUCGAGCAUUCCAGUUUGUCCGGUCAGCACCAUUCCAGUAAAUCAUGGCUGAACCAGAACUUCUGCUGGAUUCCAACAUCCGCCUGUGGGUUGUGUUGCCCAUUGUGUUCAUCACUUUUCUCGUGGGGGUCAUUCGACAUUACGUCUCAAUCUUGUUACAGAGUGACAAGAAACUCACACUGGAGCAGGUUUCAGACAGCCAGGUUCUCAUUAGGAGCAGAAUAUUAAGAGAAAAUGGAAAAUACAUUCCUAAACAGUCCUUCCUGAUGAGAAAAUUUUACUUCAAUAACUCAGAUGAUGGAUUCUUUAAAAAGACAAAAAGAAAAGUAGUGCCUCCUUCCCCCAUGACUGACCCAAGCAUGUUGACAGACAUGAUGAAAGGCAACGUGACUAAUGUUCUUCCCAUGAUCCUUAUUGGUGGUUGGAUCAACUGGACCUUUUCUGGGUUUGUCACAACUAAGGUACCGUUCCCUCUCACACUCCGUUUCAAGCCUAUGUUACAGCAAGGGAUAGAGUUGCUCUCACUUGAUGCAUCCUGGGUUAGCUCAGCAUCCUGGUAUUUCCUGAAUGUCUUUGGACUAAGAAGCAUGUAUUCCUUGAUUCUCGGACAGGACAAUGGUGCAGAUCAGUCUCGUAUCAUGCAGGACCAGAUAAGCGGUGCUGCUAUGGCGAUGCCUGCUGACACGAACAAAGCAUUCAAGGCUGAAUGGGAGGCAUUAGAGUUGACAGACCAUCAGUGGGCAUUAGACGGUGUGGAGGAGGAUCUGAUGAGCAAGGACUUGGAUCUUUCUGGCAUGUUCAGUAAAGAAUUGCCUACAGGCAUUUUCUAAAGGCAUUAAAGGACAUCCGCAUAAAAUGUAAUUGUGAUUAAACUGUGUGGACCGAAUUGGAACUAAUGGGACACAUGGUAUUUAUUCUUGCAUAAACCUCACUGCAGACAUAUCUGUGCAUGUACUGUUCUCACUGAAUUUAUUUUGGUUUAUCUUAAAGAAAAAAAGAUAUAGGUUUAAAGAAAUGAUUUCAAAUUAAUCUUCAUUUUGUAUAUUACUUUUUUGACUUUACAAAAGGACCCAUACAGUAACUUGUGGUCUGGGGUGUAUACUGUAAAACUAUCUCUAUCAUUCAGCAUGGGCACAGGUUUAUUUAGAAGUAUGUUUUGUGUAGCUGAAACAUCAGCAUGAAACAAUAAGCUUUGUAUUCAUAUAAUUCAGUUUAGUUCAAUGCCCCAGCAUAUUCAGAUAGCAACAUUCCCUGAUCAACAUUGUGUAUGUUGUGUUUUUGAUUCAUUUUAUUUAACCAGAUGAUUAACAUGACCAUAGAUGAUUAAAAAUUUAAAGAAGAAAUAAUUAGAUGGAAUUUUGAAAAUGGACCAAUUGUAAUUCACUCAUAUUAAGAGCUGUUCUUUAUUGAUUAUGACCUUUUUUCUUUUUUAUCUGUUAUGAGGGUCAGUGUUAAGCUUAUUUUCCUGAUUUCCUGCUUAAACAUCUUGUACACCUGGUAAUUAGCUUCAGUUGCGUUUUGGCAGAAAAUCAAUGGUCCUCCACAACUGAAAGUGCAGGCCUUUAAUAGAUUUAUUAAGAUUACCCGGUAGUCUUUUUAACAGAUUACACAUUCUUGUUAAUUCAUUUUGUUUAGCUGUUUUUAUAUUAUUUAUUUGUUUUGUAACAUUUUUUUUGUAAAUUGACACCGGUAUGUACUUGCAAGAAGUGCUAAUUCAUAAUAGAACUCAUUUCCCAAAGCAACAGUG
This is a messenger RNA of Hemibagrus wyckioides, 1971 nucleotides long. RefSeq names its product ER membrane protein complex subunit 3 (gene emc3). Gene Ontology annotation, biological process: protein folding in endoplasmic reticulum. The coding region runs from base 269 to 1054 and encodes 261 amino acids. Gene Ontology annotation, cellular component: EMC complex; membrane. NCBI's taxonomy places the organism in Eukaryota, Metazoa, Chordata, Actinopteri, Siluriformes, Bagridae. The transcript is spliced from 9 exons. The record is from RefSeq and is a predicted model, not a curated record.